CAUCAAUCACAGUUUAUCCUUUGAGAUUCAGCAGAAGAUCCUGAUGGAGGAGGAUGAUAACCAGAGAGAGGAGCCCACGGAGGAUGGAGUUGUUGAUGUGCAACAUCUCGAUUGCAACAAGAUUAUGGCAGAGCACAGCCAAAUGCCAAAGCGGCUGGAUUUACAAAAUGAUAGCUUAGAGGAAGGUUUUGAAGCAAAUUCCCUUGAGAGCAAUCCCAUAAACGUGAUGGAGAGCCUAAGCCAGAAGAAAUACUCUUCCAGCCUGAGAUUUAAGGCCAACAGAGACUACUCUGGCUCCUACUUAACCCUCUCACAACCUGUGCCUGCUAAGAGAAGCCCUUCUCCUUUGGGAACCAGUGGCAGAAGUAGCUCCUCCUUGACCAAAAUCCAGGGAAGCAAGCAGUUCUUUUGUGAUGGCACUGACAAAAGUAUUUCCGUGAAGCCUCCCACUUCUUUGGUUGGCACCUCACCCUCUCUCAGUGGCUGUCCCCUUGGCAGAGUAGACUUUGAUCAUUAUACUGGCCGGGACAGUGAAAGGUCCUUGAGGGUCUCAGAGAAGCCUCCCUACUCCAAAUAUAGCUCAAGGAAUAAAUCCCAUGACAAUGUCUACUUUCUAGGAGGACUGGAAGGUCGAAAGGCAUCUGGCUCCCUCCUGGCCAUGUGGAAUGGAAAUUCCCUGACUGAUACAAGUCCCUCUCCUGUCAGCAGAUCAGGAGCGGCAAGCAUGCCUUCAAGCCCAAAGCAAGCCAGGAGAAUGAAUGUUCAGGACAACCUGGUACUUCAUCCUAUGUUAACUAGACACAAGGAGCUAACAUCUGAAAACAUCAGUUUGAGAACCAGGAAGUGUUCGGGCAGCAGCCUGAGUCACAUGGGAGCCUAUAGCCGAUCACUUCCCAGGUUGUACAGAGCCACAGAGAAUCAGCCGAUGCCUCUCAGUUUGCCUCCAAGGAACUCUCUGGGCAAUUCUAAACGCACAAAACAGGGAGAAAAGGAUCUACCUCAUAGCAUAAUAGACAAUGACAAUUACCUUAAUUUUUCUUCUUUAAGCUCAGGGGCUUUACCCUAUAAAACCUCUGCAUCCGAAGGCAGUCCUUAUGUAAGCUCCACCCUCAGCGUCCCUGCCAGUCCCCGCAUAGCUCGGAAGAUGCUCCUCGCCUCCACAUCCUCCUGCGCCUCUGAUGACUUGGAUCGGGCUCCAAACUCAGGGACAAGCCCGAAUCACUCAUUUCUUUCCGGAGAGCCGGACAGAGUGUUUGCAGCCAGGAGGAACUACUCUUGUGGAUCUGUAGAGUUUGAUGAUGCUGAUUUGGACAGCCUCAGACAGGCCUCAGGAACCCCUCAGCCUGUUCUUCGGGAGCGGAAAAGCAGCAUUAGCUCCAUUUCAGGACGCGAGGACCUGAUGGAUUAUCACCGGCGGCAGAGGGAGGAAAGGCUCAGGGAGCAGGAGAUGGAGCGAUUGGAGCGUCAGCGUCUGGAGACAAUCCUCAGUCUUUGUGCUGAAUACACCAAGCCCGACAGCUGCUUAGCCACUGGCACCACCGUGGCCCAUGUGCAGAAAAUCAAUAAGGAGCUUGAGAAGCUGCAGCUCUCUGAUGAGGAGUCUGUAUUUGAAGAAGCCCUGGCGAUCCCUGACAUGAGAUACAGGUGCCACCGGAAAGGCUCUCUCCAUGAUGUGGACUUGGCUGGCUUUGGGAGUCUCAGCCAGAGCAGUGCCAGCUUCCUCUCCCCAAGGAGCAUCAGAAACGAUGAACUGUUCACUGACCUCAUGAAGACUCCCCCACUACCUUCUUCUGCCUUUCUGAAAGCUUCCAGCGAGUCCACUUAUCUAAGUAUCCUACCAAAGACCCCAGAGAGCGUAAGUGAAGAACAGAGGACACAGGAGUUGGCUGCAAUGGAAGAGUCCAGGAUUAUAAUUUUGAACAACCUCGAGGAACUCAAACAAAAAAUCAAAGAUAUAAAUGACCAGAUGGAUGAAUCUUCCAGAGAGUUGGAUAUGGAAUGUGCACUUUUGGAUGGAGAACAGAAAUCUGAAACAACUGAACUUAUGAAGGAGAAAGAGAUUUUGGAUCAUCUAAACCAGAAAAUAGCAGAACUGGAAAAGAACAUUGUUGGUGAAAAGACCAAGGAGAAGGUAAAGCUUGAUGCUGAAAGGGAAAAACUAGAGAGGCUUCAGGAGCUUUACUCCGAGCAGAAGACCCAGCUGGACAAUUGUCCUGAGUCCAUGAGGGAACAAUUACAGCAGCAACUGAAGAGGGAUGCUGAUUUGUUGGAUGUUGAGAGCAAACACUUUGAAGACCUAGAAUUCCAGCAGCUUGAACAUGAGAGCCGUCUGGAUGAGGAAAAAGAGAACCUGACCCAACAGCUCCUGCGUGAAGUGGCUGAGUAUCAACGCAACAUAGUUACUAGAAAGGAAAAAAUUUCUGCAUUGAAAAAACAAGCAAAUCACAUUGUCCAGCAGGCUCAGCGGGAGCAAGAUCAUUUUGUGAAAGAAAAGAAUAACUUAAUAAUGAUGCUGCAAAGGGAAAAGGAGAAUCUUUGUAAUUUGGAAAAGAAAUACUCCAGCCUCUCAGGGGGGAAAGGGUUUCCUGUCAGCACCAAUAGUCUUAAAGAGGGCUAUAUCAGUGUAAAUGAAAUUAAUGAGCCAUGUUGCAAUUCCACGAAUCUGUCCCCUUCCACUCAGUUCCCUGCUGAUGCUGAUGCUGUUGCCACUGAGUCUGCCACAGCUGUGCUGGUGAGCCAGCCACAGAAUACAGAGCACUUUAGAAGUCUGGAAGAAAGAAAAAAACAGCAUAAAGAAGGCCUCUAUCUGAGUGACACUUUGCCUCGAAAGAAAACCACACCUUCCAUAUCGACACAUUUCAGCAGUGCUACUAUGGGGAGAAGCACCGCCCCACAGGCUCAUCUGCCCCUGGGACAGAGCAACAGCUGUGGUAGUGUGCUCCCUCACUCGCUGGCCACUGUGACCAAAGACUCUGAGUCUCGGAGGAUGCUCAGAGGGUAUAAUCACCAACAGAUGAGUGAAGGACAAAGGCAGAAAUCUUCUGAAUUUUACAACCGGACCGCGUCUGAGUCAAAUGUCUACUUGAAUAGUUUCCAUUAUCCAGAUCACAGCUACAAGGACCAGGCCUUUGAUUCUUUGAGCCUAGACAGCUCUGAUAGCAUGGAGACCAGCAUCUCUGCCUGCUCCCCUGACAAUAUCUCUAGUGCCAGCACUUCAAAUAUUGCCAGAAUAGAAGAAAUGGAGAGACUUUUGAAACAGGCUCACGCAGAAAAGACAAGGCUACUUGAAUCGAGGGAACGGGAAAUGGAAGCCAAAAAACGAGCUCUGGAAGAAGAAAAACGACGUCGAGAACUCCUGGAAAAACGACUGCAGGAAGAAACUAGCCAGAGGCAGAAGUUAAUUGAAAAGGAAGUGAAAAUAAGGGAGAAACAAAGGGCACAGGCGCGUCCUUUGACACGAUACCUGCCUGUCCGGAAGGAAGACUUUGAUUUGCGAAGUCACGUGGAGACUGCGGGCCACAAUGUCGAUACCUGUUACCAUGUCUCAAUCACAGAGAAGACCUGUCGAGGAUACCUUAUCAAAAUGGGUGGGAAGAUUAAAACUUGGAAAAAACGCUGGUUUGUUUUUGAUCGGAACAAGCGAACAUUCUCUUACUAUGCAGACAAGCAUGAAGCUAAAUUAAAAGGAGUAAUAUAUUUUCAAGCCAUUGAAGAAGUGUAUUAUGAUCACCUGAAGAAUGCUAAUAAGAGUCCAAAUCCAUUACUCACUUUUAGUGUCAAGACACAAGACAGGAUCUAUUAUAUGGUGGCCCCAUCACCGGAAGCCAUGCGGAUCUGGAUGGAUGUUAUAGUUACUGGGGCAGAAGGUUACACUCACUUCUUGUUGUAGUGAAUUGGGUCAACAGUUCACUUCAGGGCAUACUGCAAUAAUCUCUUACAAGAAUGAAGCCAUAUUCAAUCCUAGAUGGAAAUACCCAACAAACCUACCGCUUUAACUGUGUAUAAGUAGAACGGUUUUCAUAUUAACAAGAAGUCAUCUAUAAUAGAGGAAGAAGGGCUUUUAAGUCAAAGCUUGAUCAUAAAUAGCAGAAGAAUUGAAGCACCUAUGAGAAAGAAAACACUAUUUUGAUAAAUAGCAUCACUUACAGGAAUAUUUCUUGCAAACUUUUUUUAUUUUUUUCAAUCAAUUGUUGGUUUUGGAGAAACAAACUAAAUAGUUUACAGAAAUGUCUGUAUGCAUUUGGAAAUAUAAAAUUACUUUAGCACCCUAAUCAUUAACAUUAGCAUGACUAUUUUGAUAUUCAACUGGCUUUUUAAAAAGUCGCAUUUUGCUAAAGGUGAUUUUAUAAAUAUAAGUAAAGACUUGGGUGGUGGGAGGGGAAUAUAUUUAGGAGGAGAUUUUGCCUUAAUUUUUGAAGACCACACCAAAGCCAAACACUUGGCCUGAUUUCUGUUUAACGUCAGUAGUUUCCAGUGAUUAACUGCAUUUAGAAACAUUCUGCCUUAUAAACUGGAAUUUUGAUGCCACAUCAGGUGCCCACGAAGUUGACUUUGAAGAGUCACCACCAGCAUAAGCUGCUGUACACAUACAGCAAACUAUUCUAUGUAAGAGAAGAAAGAACAAAAAGCUGUGUGUUUUAGAAAGAAGCAGUCUUAAACAUUCUGUCAUAUUGGGCAGUUUUAAAUAAAAAGAAUAUUUAGUGUUA
Molecule: messenger RNA, 4706 nt
Organism: Trichechus manatus latirostris (Florida manatee)
Lineage: Eukaryota; Metazoa; Chordata; Mammalia; Sirenia; Trichechidae
Gene: PHLDB2
Product: pleckstrin homology like domain family B member 2
Exons: 18
Coding region: 44-3889 (1281 amino acids)
Biological process (GO): regulation of microtubule cytoskeleton organization
Cellular component (GO): basal cortex
Source: RefSeq, a predicted model, not a curated record